AUGACAAAACGCCGCGCUCUCAUUCUCGUGUUUCUCAGCAUCUUCAUCCCUAUCACUGCGGUUUUGUAUCAGCGUUUGAGAGCUACAGUCCCCCUUUUUCAAAAGGCGGCACCCAUCGUGACGAAAAUGGCGUCCGAGAAGCCUCCCGUCAUUGUCGUUGGUGCUGGUCUGGCUGGUCUCGCCGCGUCUUACUCAGCCCUUGAGGCCGGCGCCCCUGCAGUGCGUCUGCUUGAGCGCGGCCCUAAGGCGGGUGGCAAUAGCAUCAAGGCCUCAUCCGGUAUCAACGGCGCCCCUACCAAGUACCAAAAUGUCGAGUUGUACGGCCUUGACACUUCCUUCUUCUCUGACACCGUCGUGUCCGCGGGCACCAAGCUCAGUACGUCGGUGGCUCAGCCGAUCAGAGAGCACCGCGAGAAGCUCAUCUCUACUCUCACAAACCGUUCUGCGUCUGCCAUCGAUUUUCUUGUCGAACUCGGCGUCGACUUGAGCGUUGUCACUAUGCUUGGUGGCCACAGCAUCCCCCGCACACACCGCGGUUCGGGCAAAACCCCCCCUGGUGCGGCCAUCGUUACCACCUUGCUGAACAGGCUGAAGGAGAAGGGCGAUCGGUUCCAGCUACUUACCGAGUCUGAGGUGACCAAGCUCCUGACCGACCCUAAUACGGGAGCCGUCACCGGUGUCGAGUACCGUGCACUCAACAAGGUCGCCGAGAGCGAAACUGAUGCCGACGCCACACCCGUCCCGCAACGCGUUUUCCUCCACGGCCCUGUCAUCUUCACAACCGGCGGCUUCGGCGGCGACACGCACGGCCUACUUCAGAAGUACCGUCCCGAUUUGGCCGGUCUUCCUUCGACCAACGACCCGCGCCCCGGCUCGCACCCCAUCCUCUCCGCUGCCGGCGCGAAGCUGGUUGACAUGGAAAGCGUGCAGAUCCACCCGACAGGCUUCGUGGACCCUAAGGACCCCAACGCACGCCUGAAGUUCCUCGCAGCCGAAAUGCUGCGCGGCGAGGGUGGCAUCCUGCUUUUUAAUGGCCAGCGGUUCGUCAAUGAGCUCGACACGCGCGAAAAGGUCAGUAGUGUCAUCAUGAACCUGCCCCAGUCGGCCGACGACGAAGGAGGUCUGCGCCAGUGGGAUAUCCAGAUCCUGCUCGACCCCGGCGCGUGUGCCAGGGCGGAAAACCAUGUCGCGUUCUACAUGUGGAAGGGGCUUCUGCAAAAGAAGAAGGUAUCCGAGCUGGAUGAUGUCACGCGGCAGACGGUUAAGGAGUAUGCCGCUGUCGUGCGCGGCGAAGCUAAGGACGAGUUUGGGCGGCUCAACUUCGGACAUUGGAAUUUGGGUAUCUCUGGCGAGAUAACGGGCGACGAAGAGGUGUGCAUCGGCCGUGUAACGCCCAUCGUGCACUUCACCAUGGGCGGCGCCGUGUUCAAUGAGCGUGCGCAGAUCCUGGCGUCGGACAUUGGAGAGACGCCGGAGAAGCCGAUCCCGGGCCUGUGGGGUGCCGGUGAGAUUACCGGCGGUAUUCACGGCGAUAACAGGUUGGGCGGGUCAAGCUUGCUUGAGUGUGUUGUUUUUGGACGAAUUGCGGGUGAGGAAGCUGCUAAGACGGCGCUGGUUAAGGAGUAG
Thermochaetoides thermophila DSM 1495 is the source of this 1626-nucleotide messenger RNA. RefSeq names its product fumarate reductase-like protein. The transcript has a single exon. The coding region runs from base 1 to 1626 and encodes 541 amino acids. Gene Ontology annotation, molecular function: FMN binding; oxidoreductase activity. Lineage: Eukaryota; Fungi; Ascomycota; Sordariomycetes; Sordariales; Chaetomiaceae. The record is from RefSeq and is a predicted model, not a curated record.